UAUAACGGCAUAUGAGUUCACUCAGUUCAGUUCAGUAUUCUUUGCGAUUGCGAUACGAUAGACACGAGAACUCAGGCCAUGAUCGAAUUGUGAUUGUGAACGGGUUGAGUCCUAUUUGUAUACUGUGUGAACGAAAAGUGUUGUUAGACUUAAUCACCAAAUUUAUGAUCUGAGUACCGUUACGAACAAGAAAAAAUUUCAUUAACCAGGCCAAUACAGCAGGAUUAAAUAUGUACCAAUAUAUCGUUUUAUUAAUAAUUUUAACUUCAGUACGGACUUUUGCCGAUGAUAUGAGUCCGGAGGGUUAUAAUAGUACAGAAGAAUAUAGUAUUUGGACCAAUUUUAUUAAUGAAACUAAGUCAUUUUUGAUUGAAGCUACGAAUGGUUUAGGAGAUGUGAUAGAUCACAGCGACGAUGUGAAGCCUUUGACGUUUGUGAAAUUUAUUAUUAUAGAAAACAGUACAGACAUUCCUGAAAUGACUACUACACAGGCUACAACUGUAGUAGAAUAUAUUAACAACCAUAAUAUAGAUACUCAAGAUAGUAACAACGAUUUGUAUGAAAAUGACUUAGGUGAUAUUAUUAAUAAUGAAGUAGAUAGUGUGCAGAAAAACAACAAACCCUCAACUACUAAGCCAACAGAAGUUUUAAACCAAAACCUUCCUGCUACUAACACCACUCAAGUGACCUUAUCAGAUGCUUGGGAUAAGUUUGUCGAGAAAGUUAAACUUUUUAUGCUGACCAGAGACCUAGAAAUUUUUUUGCCCGAUGUUAGCUUCCUAACUGGUAAAAUUUUGAGGAUUUCUUUGAAGAAUUUUGUUAAGAAUGGGGAUAUGAUUGAGAUGAACUUAACUUUGAAGAAUGAGACGGUUAAUGUGACGGAUAAAAUUGAUCAAGAGUUAAAGGAAGGGCUACAGAGUAGUACUCCGGCGCAAAGAAACAUUACAUUCUUAAUGACGAUCAUAUACUUUUUUAACAUCAUAUACGUAUUAGUAACAAAACUCUUUGGAUGGUUAACAUUAAUUCCAGCAAUGUUCUAUGGAUUAUUUGAGUUGCUAUUUGUGAAUCCAAUUUUAAGAAUGGCACAAAGGCUUUUCAAUUUCGUGUUGUAUUUACAUUACCUCUCUAUCAACGGAACGACUGUCGUUAGGCAAUAGACUGAUUAUAAUGAUGUAUUAUUUUUGCACUUUCAAAAAAUUUAAAAGAUAGUGUAAUCUGUUAUAAAUGCAGGUGUAAAUUAUUUAAAAAUGCAGAAUAUGUAAAAUAUGCAAAAGAGUAUGCAAAAUAUGUAAAACGUACAAAAUAGUAUGCAAAACUGUGUACAAUAUGCAUAAAAAUAUGCAAAAUAUGUAAAAUGUACAAAAUAGUAUGCAAACUGAGUAAAAAAAUGCACAAUAAUAGGCAAAUUAACAAAAUUUAGAAAAUGUUCGUCCUACCAGCGAUAAUAUGAGUCGAUACCAUUGACUCUUCCCAAAACAAAUUCCAAGCAUCUACACACGUUUUAAAAUUUUCAAAAUAGGUAAAAAAUAUAAAGAGAAAAUGAGCAGAAGAAUUUUACAAAGACCCAAUGAAUGAUCAUCCUGCUAAUUCAUGUUUUAUAGGUGUUAUUGUGCAUCAUAGUCCAAUAGUUUGAUUUAGAGCAAUUCGAAGUUUUGGAUCCGAAAAUCUAAGACUUGUACUAGAACCAAGUUCGGGUGACAACCCAAAUUCAUGCCUUCUAAAAUUUGCAAGGCAAAAGAACGACAAACAAGAAGAAGACUAGGGGGAUCUAAGAUUGCAUUAAGAACUAGUCUAUUUAUCUAUGUAAAAUUUCAUCGAGUCUUGGUUUCCCUGUUCUCAGAUAUGUAGGAGCAAAACUAAUAGAAAAUGAAAUACAGUUAAUAUUUUAUUUUAUUUUAGAGGUAGAUCAUCAUCCUCUUAUGUGCAUUUCACUCUUUUGAAAGAGGCCUAUGAUCUGCUCUAAAGGGUUUAUUAUUAUCAAAGAGUAAUUGCUUAAUGAAUUGCCGGCUACGUACAAAAUACAAAUAAUUAUGACCACAUAGAGUCAAAUCUAUUGAACACGUGCAAGAAUAUGGGACAAUAAAAUUGGAGAAGAUGUUAUUAAAUUGUUUCUUUCAUUGCAUGAUUAUAUGCGCCUUGAUGUUGUUUGUCGAUGCAUGAUGAUUUGGGUGUGGUGUUUUAUAGCAGAAUAAUUGACUGUGGUGUGCCAAAAUUUUAUGGUAAAGAAUAAUAAUACACUCUCUUUAACAUGAACCGUAAAUUUAUUAAAAACAUUCCAAGUUUAAAAUACUUUAGACGCGUUUCGACCCAACAUGAACGAGACAUCAUCAGCAACUACAGGUAACAAACAAACCUACAAUACAUUGUUUUUAUUAAAACAAGGGAAUAAUGGACUGCAGGUUUGCUGUUACCUGUAGUUGCUGAUGAUGGUUCCUGUUGGGCCGAAAUUCUUCCAAGGUAUCUUAACCUUGUAAUGUUUUUAAUAUUAAUAAUAAUCGAUUUGUGGUUCAUCUUUGAGAGAGUGUAUUAUUACCUCUAGACUACACAUAUGACGUAUGGAUACUGGAUGCAUCUUUUCCUAGUUUAUAUAAAAAUUUUAUAGUUAUUAUGUUGCUAUUAGCAUGUUUUUGCAUGUUAUGUUUGGUCAAUUUACACUUACAGGUUUACUUUUCAAAAGAUCAUCAGAAUUCGAUGACACAGCUAUUACAGUUAAAAUUUUUGAAAGUGAAGAAAAAACAUUUUAAAUGAAUAACUUUUGUAGCAUAAGAAAUUAUUUUCCACAUUCAUUUUGGGAAAUAUUGAUGCUAUAGGUUUAUUCCAUAUUACUUAAAAUAAAUUUAGAAUUUAAAUGAUAGUAUAAUAUAGCAUCUUAGAGUAUAUGAAUUAACCAAAACUAAUCAAAAUUAUGUACAUAAGGAUGUGGUAAUAUACAAUGUCGGAUAACUCUGAUGUAUGGUACGUGAAGAGGAAGAAUAUACAAUGAAUCAAUAAUCCCCGGAAUGAAGAAAAAAAAAGAAAAGUCUUUUUGUAUAUUAUUUUUAUAGCUUGGUAGCAGUUUUGGCUAUUCCAAGAUCCUUUUCUUUUAACUCGCAAAAACCAAAUUCUUCGUCCAAUUUUUCUACUUUCUUUAUUAUUACCUUUCUUAUGGAUAUCUAAAGUUUCUUUUUGUGAUUCUUUUUUUAUUGUAUCAAGUACUGUCCAAAAAUAUCAGCGUCAAUUAUUAAGUUAAAAAGAAUGAAAUUUUGGAAAUAGUGGUCAAUUCUUGGUUCUUCGCUAUUUUCUUUGUUUCAUUGAUUUUGUUAAAAAAAACAACUCGUUCUUUCAUUAAUUCAUUAAUUAAUUUUUGAGUGAAGACGAAGACCAGAUUUUCAGUAAAUCAUCACAGAGGCAAACAAAGCAAAUUUACAAAGAGGUUAUAUUAUUUUGUAGUUACUUGAACUGUUAUUUUCAACUCUAAGAUGCUAUGUAAUACUAUCACAGGAUACAAUAGACUGAAUAAAAUAAUAAUUUAUACUAGUACUAGGAAAUAAUUGGACUAGAAACAUUUAUAUGGGCUAUUUUCUAUGUAGUCAGUAUAUUUAACGGUUGAGUAAAUAAAAUAACAAAAAAAAAA
Molecule: messenger RNA, 3613 nt
Organism: Diabrotica virgifera virgifera (western corn rootworm)
Lineage: Eukaryota; Metazoa; Arthropoda; Insecta; Coleoptera; Chrysomelidae
Exons: 3
Coding region: 231-1157 (308 amino acids)
Source: RefSeq, a predicted model, not a curated record